Messenger RNA from Trematosphaeria pertusa, 1362 nucleotides. RefSeq lists its product as uncharacterized. NCBI's taxonomy places the organism in Eukaryota, Fungi, Ascomycota, Dothideomycetes, Pleosporales, Trematosphaeriaceae. The record is from RefSeq and is a predicted model, not a curated record. The transcript has a single exon. The coding region runs from base 175 to 1254 and encodes 359 amino acids.
CUUUCUACCCAAGUAGCGACCACCUGCUUGACGCUCGGUAUUCGCUCCCAGCGUAAGGCCGCAGUGGAGGAUAUAUAGCGACAGAGUAUCCUUUGCAAGCAACAACUCGCAUGUUUUCGGGGUCCCAGUCCUGCGUUAAGCUCCCCUUAAAGAAAGAAGAUACCACGUGAAACCAUGACCCCAGACACAACAACCAGCCCCAAGCCCACCGGUGUCCACCUCGUCGGUAGCAUCUGCGGCACCGCCACAUCAGCCUCGGCUUUCUACAAAGCUCUAACCUCCUUCCCCAACCGCCUCCGUCGCCUACCAGAUGGCGAGCCCGCCCACCGCUCCACUUUCGUCGGCUGGCAAAUGGGCGUCUUCGCGCACACGCCCGACGUCCUCCGCAAAUACGACGACGCCAUUAACUGCAUCCAACAGGCCCCCGUUCCUGUCGCCGAAGUUACAAAAAUCGUAGCAAACAUGCCGCCGCUGGAGCCGGGCUACGACGACGCGGCCCUGGAAUCGUAUGCUGAGUUCAAGAAGCUGAAAGAGGAGGGUAAGAUUCCGAAGGGGGCUAGGUUCCAAGUGUGUCUCCCGACCGUGUUCUGCGUGAUUUGUCUUAUCCGCGAGGGGUUCCAAGAGCCUGUGGAGCCUGUGUAUGAGGAAGCCUUGCUGGGGUGCUUGCGGCGCAUUGAAGAGGUUGUUCCGAGUGAGGAGCUGGCGGUCCAGUGGGAUAUUGCGGGGGAGCCGAUGACGCUCGAGGGAGCUUUCCGGCCGCACUUUGAGCCGUGGUUUGCCAAGGGCGAGAGCCGUGAGGUUCUGCUGGAUGAAAUUGUGGGCAGGAUUGCGAGACUGGUUGGCAAAGUGAAACAAGGCGCCGAAGUCGGCAUGCACAUCUGCUACGGGGAUUGGGGACAUAAGCACUUUGUCGAACCUAAAGACACCGGGCUCAUGGUUGAGAUAGCAAAAGGGGUUAUAGACCGUGCGGAGCGCAAGGUUCAAUGGGUCCACAUGCCAGUACCAAAGAGUAGGGAUGACGAAGCGUACUUUCUGCCCCUGAAGGAUUUUGGGUUUGAGGAGACGGAGCUGUACCUAGGGUUGGUGCAUGCAAAUGAUAGGGAGGGCACGGAUAGAAGGUUGAAGACAGCGCAGGACGUACUGGGAGGUCGGAAUUUUGGCAUUGCGACGGAGUGCGGGUUGGGGAGGACACCCGUCGAGGAUUUGGCGGAGAUUGCGGAGAUUUGUUGCGAUAUCUCGGCGCCAGUGACCUGACCUGGUAAGGAGCCGUCAGCGAUUAUAGCUCGGUGGACAGGGAACAGCGUACAGUCGGAGUAACAUCUGCGAUUCAAUAAAGCCAAGUGGCAUUCCCGAGUGCUGUGA